Messenger RNA from Fomitopsis serialis, 1396 nucleotides. RefSeq lists its product as uncharacterized. The coding region runs from base 161 to 1396 and encodes 411 amino acids. Gene Ontology annotation, biological process: intracellular monoatomic cation homeostasis. The record is from RefSeq and is a predicted model, not a curated record. The transcript is spliced from 6 exons. NCBI's taxonomy places the organism in Eukaryota, Fungi, Basidiomycota, Agaricomycetes, Polyporales, Fomitopsidaceae. Gene Ontology annotation, molecular function: ribosome binding. Gene Ontology annotation, cellular component: mitochondrial inner membrane.
GGCUGCCGGUGGCGGGUGCCGCCCAGACGCGCGUGCCGCUCAUCCUCCACCGCUCGCACUGUGCCUCUGCCGCCAUCCUCUACCUUCACCACGACGGUCACGUUCGCUCACGCCUGACUUUCUCAAUCGUAUCUUUCUCUCCUCUGGAGACGCUGCUUGCAUGCUGUGCGCCGUUGGACGGAAUGGCUUCGUAGAGAGUCUUGCAGUAUCAAGACACAACCGACAGGUCGUCAUCUCUCAGUGCAGGCUGCGGCAUGCAAACGCAAGUCUCUCGUCAAUAGCGCAUCGCAAUUGGGCUGCGAAGCCGUCCGGUGCGCUCGUCGCGUACCAGCUGUCGGCUCGUCUAUUGUCCACAUCUACGCCACCGCCUGGAACGACGAAGACCAAGAACGCAAGCCCACCACCUAUUCCUGCUUCCACGAGCAAAUCCAAGGUUCAGCUGCGACCAGCACCUGUGAAGCCCGGCAAGCCGUCUGCGGCGCCCGCAGAACCCGUCUCAGCGCCGACCAAGUCGACAGGCGCGCCAGCUCUAAAUGCUGCCACAUCUGAGUCGGCACCAUCCACCACCCACGCAGAGUCGGUCAUCGAGGCGACGAAACACGAUCUUGAGGACGCGUCGCAGCAUGGCAUCCUGGUCCCGCCGCCGGAGGGUGCCUCCCGGGUCGGCAAGCUCUGGCACCAAGCCAAGGAACUCUUCAAAUUCUACUGGAGAGGCAUCAAGCUGAUCUGGACCCGACGUGCGCGCGUUCGGGAGAUGGAGGAGAGGGUCAAGGCGGGCGGGCCGCCGCUGGCGCGGUGGGAGGUCAAGUUCAUCCGGACGAACAACCGGGAUACGUUGAAGCUCGUGCCUUUCCUCCUUAUGGUGAUCAUCAUCGAGGAGAUCAUCCCGCUGGUGGUGCUCUACGCACCCGGCGUGCUCCCGUCCACCUGCCUGCUCCCCUCGCAGAAGGAGCGCAUCGACACUAAGCGGCGGGAGAAGCAGAAGACAUACGCCCUCAACAACAGGCAGAUGUUCGAGAAGCUCCGGCAGCGACUGUUGGCGAACCCGACGACGCCUGCGCGGACGCUAUUGGACAGCCCGACGCUGAUCGCCUUGAACGGUAUUCUGGCCCUGUCCACGAACGGUUUGGACGCCCUCCGUUUCCGGAGACUGCACCAACACCUGAUGGCCAUCGCAGAAGACGACGCGCUCUUGAAGCGAGAGUCUUUAGGGCAGUUCCUGAACCAGGAGCGCCUCAGGGAAGCGCUCGAGGAGCGGGGAAUCAUCACUGAGGGCCUUCCUCCCAUGACCUGGCAUGCGCGCCUUCAAUGGUGGCUGACAAACGUCGAGGGCGGGGACCCUUUCAUCCAGCGCGUGCUGCUCGUCGCGAGCAGCGGGGCGGGCAAAUUCGCAUGA